Dujonia railenensis is the source of this 966-nucleotide messenger RNA. The record is from the annotation of a GenBank genome assembly. Lineage: Eukaryota; Fungi; Ascomycota; Pichiomycetes; Serinales; Debaryomycetaceae.
AUGGCAUUCGAUAAUGUUCUACAGAUAGCCACUUCUGUUAUCCGAGAUUGGAUAUCAGAUGUUACAAACGAUGCAAAGCACACAAUAUAUGAAACCCCCACAUUUACACAAUUUCUCUACGUUAAGGACAAGCAAACUGUUGUGACGCUUAACUUAGUAUUACAAAGGGAAAAAGAAAUCACUAUUUUGUUCAUAUACACUUUGGAUAAUAAGUCUCAAUCAUACCCUGUCAAUUUCACAGAUGACUUAAGUAUCACAUUACCAAUUGAUACGAUCACAGAUGAGCUUAGAGAACAGCUAAUCAAACAAUUUUCUGGUGAAGAGGAAAAUUUGAAAAAUGCUUUGAAAACUCGCAAUCUACAGGAACUGGAGACUCAAUUGCCGCAACAAGAGAGGAAAAUACCACAAGAGUUAAGAGUACAAAAUGCGAAGUUACCUAAGUUAGAUUUUGAAGUCACCAGAUCACCACAAGGACAGCAAAGACUGAGGCCGGCUGACAUGCCAGAUUUUGACGAUGAGUACGAAGUAUUACCGAAGAAUAAUGCAGGACGUAGAGAUAAUAGGGACAUAUUCCCAUCAAUAGGAGACGAUGAUUUGAACCCCCCAGGUUUGCCUAAGAACCCUGAGCUAAGACCUUAUUUGGACCAUGGAAGAGGCAGUGCAAGUGGAGGUGGCAUGUACCCUUCUCUCGACCAUCCUUUGUUCCGCGGAGGAGGAGAAGGGAGAGACUCCAAUGCAAAUAUACCUGGAUUACCAUCUGGUGCACGUUAUGAUGAUCCAAUGGCAGGAGGUGGACCAGGUGGUCUCGGAUUCGAUGGUGCUGCAGGACCUAACUUCGAUGGCCUGUUUGGCCCUAAUUCCUCUAGGCGAGGUAGGGGUGGCGGUGCUCCGGGAUUUCCUCCACCACCUGGUUCGGGCUCAAGUGGUGGCGGAUUUGGUAAUUUUGGCUCGUUUGGAGGCUUUUAA